AUGCAGUGGGACGUAGAUCCGAAAACAAUCUUCAUCAGGCUCCUGCCGGAUUCAGUAAAGGACUUUCAUCUUCACGAAUAUUUCUCAAAAUUUGGCGUAAUAAGAUACAUCCAUGUGUCGGAGUGGCACGAUUCCCGCCGGCGAGCGUUUAUUACAUUCCGUGACUUGGACUCCGUAAGGGAGGUGCUUGAGAUCCACCCACACCUGCUGAACGAGACACCAAUCAACGUGUAUCUUGCCAUAAUCAAACGAUCUUCAGACAAUGGAGGCAUUACUCCCGGUGUCGCAGAAUGCAACAGUGGCGACGACAUCCCCGCUAGUCUUGGAACUAAAAAGGCAGACAGCAGUGCAACUGAACUCGACUCCAAUCAUCCAAGUAUCUAUGUCGGUCACCUGACCCCCCGAAUCACUGAAUCGGACCUGAAGGCCUACUUUUCUAACUUUGGCCUUGUGACAGACGUCCAGAUAAUGAACGAUAGGUUCACGGGUGAAUCCCGGGGCUUCGGAUUCGUGAGUUUCGCUGACAUAGGAGCGGCUGAGAGUGUUCUGGAGAGCUGUCACUUCCUCAAAGAGUGUAGACUAAUUGUCAAGCCGUCGAAACGCCGUAGAAAUGUUCGUGACUCCAGUGUGCAACCGACCGCUGUGGUAUAUUUGGAUGUUUAUCUGCGACGGUAUCUGAUUAUGCUUACGACAUGCAAGACGAAACUUUGA
This is a messenger RNA of Dibothriocephalus latus, 711 nucleotides long. The record is from the annotation of a GenBank genome assembly. Lineage: Eukaryota; Metazoa; Platyhelminthes; Cestoda; Diphyllobothriidea; Diphyllobothriidae.